AUGGGCAGCAUCGACGCGAACUGUGCAAGUGGAGGUGGUCAUGGCCCGACCGUGAACACCCUUCCUGCCUCGUGGUAUCGAGAGGAGGGUUUGUACGAACUUGAGAAGCGAGCGAUCUUCUCGAAACGCUGGCUGUGCGUCUCUCAUGCGUUGCGAUUCAAAGAGGUUGGAGAGUUCGUCAAUUUCGAGAUUGCCGGUUUCAAGUUUUUCGUCAUUCGCGACCGGCAAAAGGAACUCAAGGCAUUUUUGAAUGUUUGUCGGCACAGAGCGUAUCCCAUCAUCGAGAAAGAGAGCGGAGAAGGGGGAAAAGUCAGCAUCUUGGCUUGCAAGUAUCACGGCUGGUCUUAUGGAUUGUCUGGGAACCUCGCGAAAGCACCUCGCUUUGAGACAGUGGACAACUUUGAUAAAACCAUGUAUUCUCUAUAUCCUGUGCACUUACGUCUAGACAGACUCGGGUUCGUCUGGGUCAACCUCGACUCGGCCAAUUCACCGACUAUCCCCUGGGAAGACCAUUUCGAUGGCGUUGAUAUGCAGCCACGGCAGAAAGAUUUCAGCAUGGAUGACUUUGAGUUUGACCACGCAUGGGAGCUACAAGGCGAGUACAACUGGAAAGCCAUGGUGGACAACUACAAUGAGUGUUAUCAUUGCACGACGGCGCAUCCUGGCAUUCUGGCAACGACCAAACUGGAUACCUACGACGUCAAGGGUAUCAAGGGGUUCAUUGAACAUUAUUCCGAGCCCCUCGACAGCGUUGAACACAAGUACGGGGUGCAGCCGACAUAUUUCUUCCCCAGCGCGGCGAUUUUGAUAUCUGACGGGAUAACCUAUCUUACACGUUUUGCGCCCAAGUCAGCCACAUCCCUGAAGCUCGAGUACGAGGUCUAUCGGCACAAGGACUGCACUCAGGAAGACUUCGACACCAUGAAUCCCUUCUUCAAGCAGGUCGAAACUGAAGACGUGGGUCUCUGCAAUGCGGUGCAGCAGAACCUCAACAUGGACACCUACAUCAAGGGGCCACUCCAUCCGCACAACGAAAAGGGAGUCAUCUACUUCAAAAACCUUCUCAAGGAUGUGCUGUAUAAACACAUGGCGGAGGAGCAGAAGGCUGGGCGGAAGAUCUUCCCUGCUCGAAGGACCGAUGGCAAGAGUGACGAGAUAGCGGAAGAAGAGGCCUUUUGUCGACUUGCAUGUGAUGGAAACAGUGGUCCGAAAGCGGUCCCCCAGUGGUGA
This is a messenger RNA of Cladophialophora yegresii CBS 114405, 1230 nucleotides long. RefSeq lists its product as uncharacterized. The record is from RefSeq and is a predicted model, not a curated record. Lineage: Eukaryota; Fungi; Ascomycota; Eurotiomycetes; Chaetothyriales; Herpotrichiellaceae. The coding region runs from base 1 to 1230 and encodes 409 amino acids. Gene Ontology annotation, molecular function: 2 iron, 2 sulfur cluster binding; iron ion binding. The transcript is spliced from 4 exons.